Chanos chanos (milkfish) is the source of this 874-nucleotide messenger RNA. RefSeq names its product nucleic acid binding protein 2 (gene nabp2). Gene Ontology annotation, cellular component: SOSS complex. The transcript has 6 exons. NCBI's taxonomy places the organism in Eukaryota, Metazoa, Chordata, Actinopteri, Gonorynchiformes, Chanidae. The coding region runs from base 43 to 645 and encodes 200 amino acids. Gene Ontology annotation, molecular function: DNA binding. The record is from RefSeq and is a predicted model, not a curated record. Gene Ontology annotation, biological process: double-strand break repair via homologous recombination; mitotic G2/M transition checkpoint; response to ionizing radiation.
CAGAACAUUCCAGGAUCCCAGAUUAAGAGGAUAUACUGAACAAUGACAACGGAGACUCAUGUCAAAGACAUCAAACCAGGACUCAAGAAUUUAAACCUCAUCUUCAUCGUAUUAGAAACAGGACGUGUAACAAAAACAAAGGAUGGACAUGAAGUACGCACCUGUAAAGUAGCCGAUAAAACUGGCAGCAUCAGCAUCUCUGUUUGGGAUGAGGUGGGCGGGCUCAUCCAGACCGGUGACAUCAUCAGACUUACCAAAGGAUAUGCCUCAGUGUUUAAAGGCUGUCUCACUCUGUACACUGGGAGAGGAGGGGAGUUGCAGAAGAUUGGAGAAUUCUGUAUGGUCUACUCUGAGGUGCCUAAUUUCAGUGAACCAAAUCCAGAGUACUUGGCUCAGAUGAAUAAGACAGGACUUGGUGACCAGGGAAACAACAUGAACAUCAACAGUGGUACAUCUGCUGCUCCAGCUGGAAAUGAGGCAACCAAUGGAAAUGGAGUAGCUCCUCAAACCUCUGGAAACUCCACCAAUACCCAGCAGGGUGGGCGGGUCAGUGGCAGUAACGGAGGCAGGAAUGCAGCCACUCCAGUGACAGUAGCCAACACCAUAAGCAAUGGGAAAGAGACUAGACGUUCUGCCAAGAGAUGAUUUUGAGACCAGGAACCAAUCAUUGAUUUUCAUAAUGACACUUCUGUUUUGUGUUAUCAUCUGAUAAAAAUAACAGUAAGACAUAAAAAUCAGCUGUUUUUACACAUGAACACCUAACUGCUAUUUCAUUUUAAUUGUAUAUUAUUUUGUAUAAAAGACCCGAGAGUUGUGUGUUUAAAUGAGCUGUUGAAAACUUAGUUAACUUCAAUUUUUCAUUCGGACUAUCAGA